This is a messenger RNA of Caenorhabditis auriculariae, 1151 nucleotides long. Lineage: Eukaryota; Metazoa; Nematoda; Chromadorea; Rhabditida; Rhabditidae. The record is from the annotation of a GenBank genome assembly.
AUGACUGGCGCGACAAACCAUUACGCUCCGUGUGCUCGCGCCCGUAUGCCCGUGAAGCCGCUCGCAGGCAGCGCGUCCGACUCGCGCCAUCGUUACCAGAUAACAACUGCACUGGUGAAGAUCGCAAAAAUCGGCAAAGACGAAGAUGACAAUGAGUCAACGAAAAAGAAUGAGCUUCAGGUCAGCUACAAAGAUCAUUACGUGCAGUGAGCGAUACCAGACGGUGGAAAGGUCUGAAAAGAAGUCUUAACAGUUUCCGAGAAAGUACCUGUAAUGUGAAACAUGGCAACAUUUUCGCUUGUUCUCAGCUAAGUUUGAAUGACGGGAGCUCUGGUUUAAGGUUUAUCUGACGAUUUUGAAAAAUAACAUCGAAGCGACUGCUCAGAAAUUUUUUUCCAUUUCGCUACUCCGAUGGACAAGACAAGCAGUUUCAUCUUUCGACAGGCAGGCAAGCGAUCUGACUGUUGUGACGCAGGUAACAGGCAAUAGGACGGAAUUACCUUUGAACACGCGUGAAAUAAUUACUCUGUUUCAAAAUAACUUUGCAGACUAUUUUGAUUUUCGAAAUCAGCUGCGCAUUAACCGCUCGCGACCUGUGAAGAGGAUUUCAACCGAAAAAUUCUUCAUGAUUUUCAUACUGCGCUGCUGUCGAACAAGGCAAUGGCUGGAAUUUGAAGAAAAGUUUUUUGCUAAUUUCAUGGUAAUUUUCGAAUUAACAAGGUACUGGUAUGGUAUUUACCUGGCAUGUCAGAGAUAACGCCGAAGCGUUGAGCGACAAAAACGCGGCAACUCCGGUGUUUACGUUUGUUCUGAAAAACUCAGUAAAAUAUUAGAUAAUUAUUGGUUUGAGCAAACUGCAAUGGUGAAAUUGCUCUUUGAGCACCAAAGCGCUCGCCAGACAUUUUUCUUCCGGUGUCAUAUAAAUCAGCGAUUCGUCUUUCGGCGUUGCAGGCGUCAAGCGCAAAUCGCAGAUAGAAGAUCGACUAAACUCUCUAAUCAAUGAAAGGCUGAAGACCUUCUUCAGGUGGAUGAACAAACACGGAAAUCGACGUGCGUCUCGUCAUAGGGUGCCAUGCUGGGAAGGGAUCAGCAAAUUGGUAAUAACGCAAAGUCGGCGUCAUCAUACAGGCGUGCGAAUACCGUCUAGCUGA